Messenger RNA from Melopsittacus undulatus (budgerigar), 3044 nucleotides. It is a transcript of the gene RABGGTB, whose product is annotated as Rab geranylgeranyltransferase subunit beta. The coding region runs from base 26 to 1021 and encodes 331 amino acids. Lineage: Eukaryota; Metazoa; Chordata; Aves; Psittaciformes; Psittaculidae. Gene Ontology annotation, cellular component: Rab-protein geranylgeranyltransferase complex. The record is from RefSeq and is a predicted model, not a curated record. Gene Ontology annotation, biological process: protein geranylgeranylation. Gene Ontology annotation, molecular function: Rab geranylgeranyltransferase activity. The transcript has 9 exons.
ACUCCUUCCGGUGCAGGCGGCCAAGAUGGGGACGCCCCAAAAGGAUGUUGUGAUAAAACCCGAUGCCCCAAGCACGUUGCUCUCGGAGAAGCACGCGGACUAUAUAGCUUCGUAUGGAACAAAGAAAGAUGAUUAUGAAUACUGUAUGUCGGAGUAUUUGAGGAUGAGUGGUGUUUACUGGGGGCUGACAGCAAUGGAUCUCAUGGGGCAGCUGCACCGAAUGAAUAAAGAAGAAAUUCUGGAAUUCAUUGAAUCAUGUCAACAUGAAUGUGGUGGAAUAAGUGCCAGCAUAGGUCAUGAUCCUCAUCUCCUCUAUACCCUCAGUGCUGUCCAGAUUCUUAUCUUAUAUGAUAGUCUGCAUGUUGUUGAUGUAAAUAAAAUUGUUGAAUAUAUACAGAGCUUGCAAAAAGAAGAUGGAUCAUUUGCUGGAGACAAAUGGGGAGAAAUAGAUACAAGGUUCUCGUUCUGUGCUGCAGCAACUCUUGCACUUCUGGGAAGGCUGGAUGCUAUUGAUGUGGGAAAAGCAGUAGAAUUCGUUUUGUCCUGUAUGAACUUUGAUGGAGGAUUUGGUUGUAGACCAGGUUCUGAAUCGCAUGCAGGACAGAUCUAUUGUUGCACAGGAUUCCUGGCUAUAACAGACCAGUUGCAUCAAGUAAAUGUUGACUUGCUGGGUUGGUGGCUUUGUGAACGUCAGUUACCUUCCGGAGGUCUCAAUGGACGACCAGAGAAGUUACCUGAUGUAUGUUAUUCGUGGUGGGUGCUAGCAUCUUUGAAGAUGAUUGGUAGAUUGCAUUGGAUUGACAGAGAGAAGCUGCGCUGCUUUAUUUUGGCUUGCCAGGAUGAGGAGACAGGAGGAUUUGCUGACAGACCAGGAGAUAUGGUGGAUCCAUUUCACACCCUAUUUGGAAUUGCUGGACUAUCUUUAUUAGGAGAAGAACAAAUCAAGGCAGUCAAUCCUGUCUUUUGUAUGCCAGAAGAUGUCCUUCAAAGAAUAAAUGUACAGCCUGAGCUUCUGAAAUAAGCCUCAUAGAGACAGAAGGUUGAUAUGUCCACUUGCUUUGGUUCUACUGAUUCAAGUAAUCUCAUCUCUGAAACUGUUAGCAUAUUCUUCUGAGAUGUUUACAUUGCAAAAGUAAAGCAAUAGCUUUACUGUUGGCUUUGUCACUUCAUAAACUGUAUCAGAACAGGCUGCUUCUAAUAAUCUGAGUGUAACAUGUUCUUUGGUUAUAUAUACGAGAUGUAGAAACACUUCCAAUGUGUAUCUAAAUACAUGGUGGGCUUUUUAUUUUUAUUUUUUUUUAAUAUUCAAGUCAAAGCAAUAGUGUGAAUAUUUAAUUUUUGUAUUCCUGUGAUAUCAAUCAUGCUCACAUAUGUCCUUCAACAAGCAUGUUUUGAUGGCGGAUCACAGAAAGCACUUUAAAAGAGUAUGAAAAAACCCCCAACCAAACCAACCUGCAAACAAAACCUUACUUAAACCAUGCACUUACUGCUGUGCACUUGUAAUUGUUCCUAUUCACAUUUGCCAUCACUUUUAUCUACUGAGAAGCAAGUUUUUUCUUCUGAUAGUAAUUGAUUCCAGUGAAAGCAAAAAUUGUUGUUCCGUUAAACAUAUAAAUGUCUUCACUUACUGAUGAGUCCCUUAGGCAGAAUUUCUCUGAUAUUUGAAAUAGAGCAUACCUUGAGUAUCUGUAGUGAAAUUCGCUAACAUUAAGCAUUCUAGAGAAGGUCUAUAGGACAGUUACUUCUAACUGAAUAUAGAGUUGAUGCUAAAUUUGUUGCUGAGCUGAAAUCGUGUUUUCGUAGCUUUUAAGACAGUAAUUGCCAGCACUUGAUUAUGGUGUAAUGAGAAUAAAACUAGGCAUGGAAAAUACUUGUUCUCUGAAGGAUUAAGUCCUCUUUGUCUUCAUAGAAGCCCUAAAAUUGUCUUUUAAUUUACAUUCCUCACACCCUGGCUAAGAGUGAAAUACAUAAUAAAAGGUAAUUGCAAAGGGGAGAAAGUCUUUACUACUGCAUGUAUUUAAGAAGGUCUACAUUUGUUUCAGACACUUCUAAAAGCCAUCUGGUUAGUUUUAUCCAGCUUGUUCAUGUUAGUAGAGUGUAAGGUAUAACUGUACUUUUUGGUAGACCUUUACAUACAGAGAAUUUCAAAGAGAGAAUGUGCAUUUGAAUGCCUAAGUAUUUCUAAUAAAUGUUUUAAGCUUUCUCUACAGGUUUUUUUAGACAAGGUAAGAACCCUGCUCUUCUUAAACUGUUCAGUUGCCUGAUGAAUUAGUUUCCUUCUCAAGGUUUGGCAAAAAGUUACAGUAGGCUUUGUGUUGAGCAUGAGGGAGCAAGAACACUGAUCAGGUUUUAUCCAACUGAAAGGUGUAACAGAAAAUGGUUUUUGUUUUUUUUCUUAUUCCAAGUUACUUUUGCAAGUGCCACUUCUUUUCAUCUAAGGAAACAUUGUUCAGUACAUAGGAAUUUGCCAUAUUUCUGUGUUGUGUAGACAGAAUAGAAUCAUCUUCAGAAUUUCUUGUCUUGUAUAGACUGAGACACCCUGAGAAUUAGUAUGUGGGUGAUACUGCAUGACAGUGUAGAACAUUUAACUGUAGGUUCAAAUCCUGUUAAGGUGUUGGAAUUUUUUUCUGAAGAAGGUCUGGUCAACUUCAUUUCCUAAGUCAGCUGUUACUUGUAAAGAUCUUAAGAUUUUAGGUUAAAAAAGAGGUGAGUAUGUGCACAAAGUGACUUCUUGAGAAUAUUCUUCCAUUCUUAACAUCAGUUCUUUAAAAUACUGUAUUUGCAGAAGUCAUCAAAAUUUUUCUUAUGUGAAGAAAGUCUUGUUUUCUGUUAAAUGUCCGGUGAAAAAAUCAGUUUCCCAACGUGUCUGUGUUAUGUCUUAUGUCAUUUUGGUACAAAAUCCAUUGUUACCGUCUACCUCUAUUUUGUUAAAAGUACUAAUAAGAGUUUUCUUUUCUGAGCUUAUGUAGUUAAUUUUGCAGUAAUUAAUCAGCUGUUCUCGGUCUUUGGUUACUGGUCCUUUAUUAAAGGCUUUCAGAAAUACA